AUGAUGAUGAUGAUGACGAUGAAGACCGUGACGACGGUGAUGAAGGUGUGUGUCCUGCUGCUGUGUGUGUGUAGCGUGACGUCGGCACGGAGACUCCAGCUGGGCAGCUGCCACGUCAGCGUCCACACACACGAGCUGCGCCAACACUUCCUCUCCAUCCGCCAGAGUGUGGUCACCCAGGACACACAGAUUGGCAUCCGCCUGCUGAGGAGUGACAUUUUGAAGGAUGUUCAGGGUUCCCAGAGCUGCUGCUUCCUGCGUCACCUGUUGCGGUUCUACGUGGAACGUGUGUUCGGGAGCCCCGCCGCCACACACACACUGCAGCAGAGGACCACAGGAGUGCUGGCCAACGCCUUCCUCAGCAUCAAGAAGGACCUGCGCCAGUGUCAUGACCAGAUGCACUGCCAGUGUGGAGAGCAGAGCAGACUAAAGAUGGAGGCCAUCCUCGCCAGCUUUGACAAGUUGGAGCCCAAGGCUGCGACGGUGAAGGCUGUGGGGGAGCUGGGUGUGGUGUUGGAGUGGCUGGAGUCCUUCCACACCAGCAGGGAUGUUCCCUCGGACGCCAUGCACGGCUAG
Molecule: messenger RNA, 576 nt
Organism: Sardina pilchardus (European sardine)
Lineage: Eukaryota; Metazoa; Chordata; Actinopteri; Clupeiformes; Clupeidae
Gene: il20
Product: interleukin 19 like
Exons: 5
Coding region: 1-576 (191 amino acids)
Source: RefSeq, a predicted model, not a curated record